Molecule: messenger RNA, 2352 nt
Organism: Paramecium pentaurelia
Lineage: Eukaryota; Ciliophora; Oligohymenophorea; Peniculida; Parameciidae
Source: the annotation of a GenBank genome assembly
AUGUCUCAAGAGUUAUAAAUGGCUUAGGGAACAAAUGAAUAGCAAAAUGAAGGAGUACUAUCAGAUAGGAAGGAGAUUUAAACAGAAGGUUAAGAUGGUAAUACAUCUGAAAGAAUGACUGUUAAAAGAGAAGGUGAAGAUACAACAUCUGAAAGAGUUGCUGUUAAAAGAGAAGGUGAAGCUGAAAGAACUGCUGUUAAAAGAGAAGGUGAAGCUGAAAGAACUGCUGUUAAGAGAGAAGGUGAAGCUGAAAGAACUGCUGUUAAAAGAGAAGGUGAAGCUGAAAGAACUGCUGUUAAGAGAGAAGGUGAAGCUGAAAGAACUGCUGUUAAAAGAGAAGGUGAAGCUGAAAGAACUGCUGUUAAGAGAGAAGGUGAAGCUGAAAGAACUGCUGUUAAAAGAGAAGGUGAAGCUGAAAGAACUGCUGUUAAGAGAGAAGGUGAAGCUGAAAGAACUGCUGUUAAAAGAGAAGGUGAAGCUGAAAGAACUGCUGUUAAGAGAGAAGGUGAAGCUGAAAGAACUGCUGUUAAAAGAGAAGGUGAAGCUGAAAGAACUGCUGUUAAGAGAGAAGGUGAAGCUGAAAGAACUGCUGUUAAAAGAGAAGGUGAAGCUGAAAGAACUGCUGUUAAGAGAGAAGGUGAAGCUGAAAGAACUGCUGUUAAAAGAGAAGGUGAAGCUGAAAGAACUGCUGUUAAGAGAGAAGGUGAAGCUGAAAGAACUGCUGUUAAAAGAGAAGGUGAAGCUGAAAGAACUGCUGUUAAGAGAGAAGGUGAAGCUGAAAGAACUGCUGUUAAAAGAGAAGGUGAAGCUGAAAGAACUGCUGUUAAGAGAGAAGGUGAAGCUGAAAGAACUGCUGUUAAAAGAGAAGGUGAAGCUGAAAGAACUGCUGUUAAGAGAGAAGGUGAAGCUGAAAGAACUGCUGUUAAAAGAGAAGGUGAAGCUGAAAGAACUGCUGUUAAGAGAGAAGGUGAAGCUGAAAGAACUGCUGUUAAAAGAGAAGGUGAAGCUGAAAGAACUGCUGUUAAGAGAGAAGGUGAAGCUGAAAGAACUGCUGUUAAGAGAGAAGGUGAAGCUGAAAGAACUGCUGUUAAGAGAGAAGGUGAAGCUGAAAGAACUGCUGUUAAAAGAGAAGGUGAAGCUGAAAGAACUGCUGUUAAGAGAGAAGGUGAAGCUGAAAGAACUGCUGUUAAAAGAGAAGGUGAAGCUGAAAGAACUGCUGUUAAGAGAGAAGGUGAAGCUGAAAGAACUGCUGUUAAAAGAGAAGGUGAAGCUGAAAGAACUGCUGUUAAGAGAGAAGGUGAAGCUGAAAGAACUGCUGUUAAAAGAGAAGGUGAAGCUGAAAGAACUGCUGUUAAGAGAGAAGGUGAAGCUGAAAGAACUGCUGUUAAAAGAGAAGGUGAAGCUGAAAGAACUGCUGUUAAGAGAGAAGGUGAAGCUGAAAGAACUGCUGUUAAAAGAGAAGGUGAAGCUGAAAGAACUGCUGUUAAGAGAGAAGGUGAAGCUGAAAGAACUGCUGUUAAAAGAGAAGGUGAAGCUGAAAGAACUGCUGUUAAGAGAGAAGGUGAAGCUGAAAGAACUGCUGUUAAAAGAGAAGGUGAAGCUGAAAGAACUGCUGUUAAGAGAGAAGGUGAAGCUGAAAGAACUGCUGUUAAAAGAGAAGGUGAAGCUGAAAGAACUGCUGUUAAGAGAGAAGGUGAAGCUGAAAGAACUGCUGUUAAAAGAGAAGGUGAAGCUGAAAGAACUGCUGUUAAGAGAGAAGGUGAAGCUGAAAGAACUGCUGUUAAAAGAGAAGGUGAAGCUGAAAGAACUGCUGUUAAGAGAGAAGGUGAAGCUGAAAGAACUGCUGUUAAAAGAGAAGGUGAAGCUGAAAGAACUGCUGUUAAGAGAGAAGGUGAAGCUGAAAGAACUGCUGUUAAAAGAGAAGGUGAAGCUGAAAGAACUGCUGUUAAGAGAGAAGGUGAAGCUGAAAGAACUGCUGUUAAAAGAGAAGGUGAAGCUGAAAGAACUGCUGUUAAGAGAGAAGGUGAAGCUGAAAGAACUGCUGUUAAAAGAGAAGGUGAAGCUGAAAGAACUGCUGUUAAGAGAGAAGGUGAAGCUGAAAGAACUUCUGUUAAGAGAGAAGGUGAAGCUGAAAGAACUGCUGUUAAAAGAGAAGAUGAAGAUAAUGCUUAAUCAAGUAAAACUGAAACCAAUGAACAAGAAUCAAAUCAAACAUUACAUGCUGAAGCAACAAACCAAAAAAGAGAAAAUUUAGAAUUAGAAAUUAAUAGUGAAACAGAAGUCUUAAAAAAUUAAGAUAGUUAUUCAAUAGUCUUGCUUUCAUUUUCAAUGAUUAUUAUGUUAUUAGAAUGA